Molecule: messenger RNA, 2117 nt
Organism: Physeter macrocephalus (sperm whale)
Lineage: Eukaryota; Metazoa; Chordata; Mammalia; Artiodactyla; Physeteridae
Gene: LCMT2
Product: leucine carboxyl methyltransferase 2
Exons: 1
Coding region: 1-2061 (686 amino acids)
Biological process (GO): tRNA methylation; wybutosine biosynthetic process
Molecular function (GO): protein binding; tRNA methyltransferase activity
Source: RefSeq, a predicted model, not a curated record
AUGGGCCCGCGGAGCCGCGAGCGUCGGGCCGGGGCAGUGCAGAGCACCAACGACAGCAGCGCCGUCAGCAAGACCUCCCUGGCUGCGCGCGGGUACGUGCACGACGCCUUCGCCGCCUUGCUAGUUCCAGGGACCGCGCGCCGCGCGCCGCUCAUCCACCGCGGCUACUACGUCCGCGCACGCGCCGUGCGGCACUGCGUGCGCGCCUUCCUGAAGGGGACGUGCGCGGUCCCCGGCGCGCCUCGCGCCCAGAUCGUGUCCCUCGGCGCUGGCUCGGACUCGCUGUAUUUUCGCCUCAAAACUGCGGGUCGCCUGACCCGGGCUGCCGUCUGGGAGGUAGAUUUUCCGGACGUGGCACAGCGCAAAGCGCAGAGGAUUCGAGAUACGCCGGAACUGUGCGCCUUAACUGGGCCUUUCCAGAGCGGGGACCCCGGGUGCACGUUGUGCUUUGAGAGCUCAGACUACUGCAUCCUGGGCCUGGACCUGCGGCAGCUGCAGCGAUUGGACCACGCCCUGGGCACCGCGGGCCUUGACGCAGCUGCACCGACUCUGCUUCUGGCUGAGGCCGUGCUGACCUACCUCGAGCCGGAUGAUGCCGCGGCCCUCAUCGCCUGGGCCGCGCAGCGUUUUUCUAAUGCCCUUUUCGUCGUCUACGAGCAGAUGAGGCCGCGUGACGCCUUUGGCGAGUUCAUGCAGCAACAUUUUCGGCAGCUGAAUUCUCCCCUGCAUGGCCUGGACCGCUUUCCCGACGCGAAAGCCCAGCAGCAGCGCUUCCUUCAGGCCGGCUGGACCGCCUGCCGUGCCAUGGACAUGAAUGAGUUCUAUCGCUGCUUUCUUCCCGCAGAAGAACGCCGGCGCGUGGAAAAUCUCGAAACUUUCGACGAGUUUGAGGAGUGGCAUCUGAAGUGCGCCCACUAUUUCAUUCUGGCCGCUUCUCGGGGAGACGCCCUCUCCCAAACUCUGGUGUUUCCACCCUCAGAGACGUUUCCUCGGAUAGACCCUGCUUCCCCUUCAGGAGUCUUCCCUGCCAGUGUAGUCACUGGUGAUAGCCAGGGCCCAGACCUUAAGAGAUAUGGCCACGCCUCGGUCCUUUUGAGCCCAGGUCUUAUUCUCAGUGCUGGAGGAUUUGGAGAGCAGGAGGGGCGACAUUGCCGAGUGAGAAAGUUUCACUUGCUCUCAAGAUACUGUGACUUUGAAUGGAAAGGCAACCAAAUAUGCAGUAGGGGGACUGGAGCUCAGUGGGAUGGACGCCUUUAUCACACCAUGACAAGACUUUCAGAUACUCAGGUUCUGGUUCUGGGAGGGAGACUGUCCCCAGUAACUCCAGCCUUGGGGAUUCUCCAGCUUCUUUUUUGCAAGAGUGAGGAUAAUAACCCUGAGGACCUAAAUGUCACAGUCACAAAGGUCGGCCCAGAAGAAGAUUCCACUUUGUCAUGUUGGCGCCAUUCAACAACAGAAGUGUCCUAUGAGAAUCAGAGAUAUUUGUUUGUGUAUGGGGGCCGCAGUGUGGCAGAACCCGUACUAAGUGACUGGCAUUUCCUACAUGUGGGGACAAUGGCUUGGGUCAGGAUCCCAGUAGAGGGAGAAGUACCUGAAGGUCGGCAUUCCCACAGUGCCUGCAGCUGUCAAGGGGGAGCCCUCAUUGCUGGAGGUCUGGGUGCUUCUGAGGAGCCGUUGAGCUCUGUACUCUUUCUGAAACCAAUCUCUUGUGGAUUCAUCUGGGAAUCAAUAGCCAUCCAGCCUCCCAUUACCCCAAGGUACUCCCACACAGCUCAUGUGGUCGAUGGGAAGCUUUUGUUGGUUGGAGGGGUCUGGAUUCAUUCCUCCUCAGUUCCUGGAGUGAGUGUUAUUGAUUUGUCUACAGGACUGAGCUUCGAGUAUCGGAUUGACACAACAUGUGUGCCAUGGCCGUUAAUGUUACACAAUCAUACCAGCAUCCUCCUUCCUGAAGAGCAACAGCUCCUGCUCCUUGGAGGUGGUGGGAACUGCUUUUCCUUUGGUACCUACUUCAACCCCUGUACAGUGACAUUAGACCUUUCUUCCUUAAGUGCUAGGCAGUAAGGACUGGACUUGUGAUAUAUUCAGGACCACUAAAGUAGACAAUAAAGCUUUCCAAA